Molecule: messenger RNA, 1465 nt
Organism: Coffea eugenioides
Lineage: Eukaryota; Viridiplantae; Streptophyta; Magnoliopsida; Gentianales; Rubiaceae
Product: lipopolysaccharide core biosynthesis mannosyltransferase LpsB-like
Exons: 7
Coding region: 54-1445 (463 amino acids)
Molecular function (GO): glycosyltransferase activity
Source: RefSeq, a predicted model, not a curated record
CUGGGCAAACUACACCGCUGACAUCUGAAUGCUCAUAUUUACAGCUUAGCAGGAUGGCCAAGAAUUCGGCGGCGGUGAGAGGAUGGCCACUGAUGGUUCUGCUAUUGAUAAUCCUCUUCACCGCAAUUAUUUUCUUCAUCAAAGCGGCUUAUGAUUCUUGCAAUGCCCACGGGUAUGUCCAGACAGAAAGUUUCCAUCGGUUAAAGCCAAUUCCUUCACUGAGAUUCCAAGAAAGUCCUCUGGCUUUCAUGAAGUUCAAGCUCGUUCUCCUAGUCUCCCACGAACUCUCCCUUUCUGGUGGUCCUUUGCUAUUGAUGGAACUUGCAUUCUUGUUAAGUGGAGUUGGCACAGAAGUUGUGUGGAUUACUAAUCAAAAACCCGUGGAACCGGAUGAAGUUAUUUACAGCUUGGAACACAAGAUGCUGGAAAAAGGAGUAAAGGUUUUUCCAGCUAAGGGUCAGGAGGCUAUUGAUACUGCUCUAAAAGCUGAUAUGAUCAUUUUAAAUACUGCUGUUGCUGGGAAGUGGCUCGAUGCUGUCUUGAAGGAAGAUGUUUCUCGUGUUCUUCCCAAGGUUUUGUGGUGGAUUCAUGAAAUGCGAGGGCAUUACUUUAAACUAGAGUAUGUUAAGCACCUCCCUUUUGUUGCAGGUGCCAUGAUUGACUCGCACACCACAGCAGAUUACUGGAAGAAUAGGACCCAAGAGCGUUUAGGAAUUAAGAUGCCUGAUACCUAUGUUGUGCACCUUGGGAAUAGCAAUGACUUGAUGGAAGUGGCUGAAGACACUGUGGCAAGAAGAGUCCUUCAUGAGCAUGUCAGGGAAUCACUUGGAGUGCGAAAAGAAGAUUUAGUAUUUGCCAUUAUCAAUAGUGUUUCUCGUGGGAAAGGUCAGGAUCUGUUCCUCCGGUCAUUCUAUGAGAGUCUGCAAAUUAUUCAAGAGAAGAAACUGCAGGUUCCAUCAUUACAUGCAGUAGUAGUUGGAAGUGACAUGAAUGCGCAGACCAAAUUUGAAACAGAACUUCGUAACUUUGUAGUGGAGAAAAGGAUUCACGACCGGGUCCACUUUGUAAAUAAAACCCUUAAUGUAUCUCCUUACCUUGCUUCAAUUGAUGUGCUUGUCCAGAACUCUCAGGCCAGGGGAGAAUGCUUUGGGAGGAUUACUAUUGAAGCUAUGGCUUUCCAGCUACCUGUACUUGGCACAGCUGCUGGAGGCACAAUGGAGAUUGUACUAAACGGAACAACCGGAUGGCUGCAUCCUGCUGGAAAAGAAGGUGUGACAGCUCUUGCAGAGAACAUUAUCAAACUUUCAACCGAUGUUAAUAUGAGGCUGAGAAUGGGCAAAAAGGGCUACGAGAGGGUCAAAGAAAUAUUCCUGGAACACCACAUGUCACAUAGAAUUUCUGUUGUUUUAAAGGAUGUUCUGCGUAAAGCAAAGAAUAAUGCUUAAACUUUUCUCUUCCCCCAUCC